Messenger RNA from Paramuricea clavata, 2098 nucleotides. The record is from the annotation of a GenBank genome assembly. NCBI's taxonomy places the organism in Eukaryota, Metazoa, Cnidaria, Anthozoa, Malacalcyonacea, Plexauridae.
AUGUUGAGAAAGUGCGUAGUGUGCACACGUGUGCAAGGACUACCUAUGAGAGCUCCUCCAAGUCCAGACUUGCCUGACUUUAGAGUUGAUCACUCUGGACCUGCCUUUCAAGCAACGGGACUCGAUUUUACAGGUCCACUAUUUGUCAAAGGAGAUUCGAAACACGAGAAAACGUACAUUCUCUUAUUAAUUGGCACAACAAGUCGAGCCAUACACUUGGGAUUUCGUACCGGAUAUGUCGAUCGGUGGAUUUUUACGUGGAUUUAAGCGAUUUAUGGCGCGAAGAGGUAGUCCGGAUGUCAUCAUUCACGAUAACUUUAAAACAUUCAAAGCUGCUGCAGUCAUGAAGUUCAUGUUAUUGCAAGGGAUCAAGCAGAACUUUAUUUUGCCCUUAUCACCCUGGUGGGGUGGGUUCUACAAAGGACUAGUUAGGACAGUGAAAACGUGCCUGAAGAAAACUUUAGGAAAAGCAUUUGUAACUUUCGAGGAGUUACAGACUGUGCUCUGCGAGAUCGAAAUAGCUAUUAACAACCGCCCUGUAGCAUACGUCAGUGACGACGACUUGGACGACGCAUUAACGCCGCAUCAUCCAAUACACGGUCGUAACGCAUUUAAACAACCGAAAGCAACUGAUUUCGUUCCGAGUAUGGACCUGGAGAAAUGUAAACGUAGAUUGCUUCACGUGCGAAAGGUAUUGAGUAGCCUGAUCACAGACCUACAUUUCGCCCGCCCUAAAAUUCGCAGGUCGACGAAGGGCGAAACGUAGGUCUGAUGAAAAUGUUGUCAAAAGUGCAUGUAAGUCGACCGCCUGACGGUCGACAAAGCUGAUUGGCUAAUUCACAGGGAAAUGGGUUGUGAUUGGUUGAUCGCUGACAAGAAAAGAUUUGAAAAGAUCAGAAUAUUUUCAACGGUAAAUAAAUACGCAUACAGUGUAAUAUUCUAAAUAUUUUGUGAUGUCGAACGACAACUUAGUCUAUGAUCAGUAUCUACCGUCUAAAAUUAAAACUAGAGCCAGUAGAGGGAAGUAGAGCAGUACGUGUCAAAUAUUUCAGCGUUGUAUCUUUCCGUUGUAAUAAACAUUACAAUAUAUAAUUUUUACACGAUCCGAAGUUUUGUGAUUAUAAAUCAUAAUAUAACUCGGAUACAAAUAUGUGCGCAUUCAUGAUUUACAUUUUGAUAACAUAGCACAUACAAAAUAUAUGUUUUAUUUAGAUUUAAUCAUUGUAUGGCGAUUUCAAAAUGUAUAAAUUGUAAGAGUUGGGAUGCAAUCAAUGGCCACAUUGGCCAUUGCCAAAUUUGCGUAGGCAGAUUUUAUCGCAUUUAUAGAAUUUGUUGAAAAUGUUGUAUUACAAAGGUUUAAGUAUAUAAAAGCAACAGACUCCAUGGGGUUACCAAUAUUUUAAAUAUUUAUUCGAAUAUCUGUACUUAUCGACUCUUACUAGUUUACGAACUUGCAAUACAAAUUACUAAAGUGAAAUCGACAACUUUCAUUGUAUUUUUAGGUAUUACAUGUAUGUGUCAAUCUUCGUUAUUAAUUAUUGCAAAAUGCAAAGUGGGCGGAAGGCGCUUUUGACAACAUUUUCAUCAGACCUAUGUUUCGCCCUUUCCGUCGACGAAUUUUAGGGCGGGUGAAACGUAGGUCUGUUAUCAGGCUAGGUAUUGAGAGACUGUUGGGCAAGAUUCCGUUGUAGCUAUCUGAAUGAAUUGAGGCAAAUGAAUAUAUACUGUAUAUCGGAAGACAAAAGGUGAAAAUACACGGCGUAUUAGCGUGGGGGAUGUCGUUUUGAUCAAGGAUGACGAACUUUCGGUGCGCACUCAGUGGAGAAUGGGAAAAGUGUUGGAGUUAGUGAAAGGUCGCGACGGUCAGAUAAGGGGAGCCAAGCUCAAGGCACUCUCCAAGACGGGAAAACAAACGGCAGUGUUUCGUCCGCUUCAAAGAUUGAUUCCUUUUGAAAUCAACGAGAAUCACGACUGCACGAGUAAACAGCAACCAAAGGAAUCUAAGGAUAGUGUUGAUAAAGACGAAAAUGUGAAUGAAGCUGCUGUGACAGUGAACGAGGAAACCAGUGCGAAAAGGCCAACGGAAAGGCAGCAGUAG